Molecule: messenger RNA, 1249 nt
Organism: Myodes glareolus (Bank vole)
Lineage: Eukaryota; Metazoa; Chordata; Mammalia; Rodentia; Cricetidae
Source: RefSeq, a predicted model, not a curated record
GGCGUGGGCAGCGGUUCCUACGUGCAGGCGGGUACUGCUCUUCCCGGGCAGCAUGGCGGAUGCGGCCCUUCAACUCAAGAGAAAGCGCGAGCCCGAGGCAGAGGAGGCAGAAACCCCCAGCACAGACGGGAAGGAAGCAGGCGUGGGCAAUGGUGCCUCUGCCCCUGUCCGCUUACCGUUCUCCGGCUUUAGAGUCCAAAAAGUGCUGAGGGAGUCUGCGCGGGACAAAAUCAUUUUUCUGCACGGGAAGGUGAAUGAGGACUCUGGGGAUCCACCUGGAGAAGAUGCUGUGGUGAUCCUGGAGAAGACACCAUUUCAGGUAGAGCACGUGACGCAGCUCCUAACAGGAAGCCCUGAGCUCAAGUUGCAGUUCUCCAACGAUAUCUACAGCACCUAUAACCUGUUUCCGCCAAGACAUCUUAGCGAUAUAAAGACUACUGUGGUGUACCCUGCCACAGAGAAACACCUGCAGAAGUACAUGCGUCAGGACCUCCGCCUGAUCCGAGAGACUGGAGAUGACUACAGGAACAUCACUUUACCCCACCUGGAGUCCCAGAGCCUCAGCAUCCAGUGGGUGUACAAUAUUCUCGACAAGAAGGCUGAAGCUGACCGGAUUGUUUUUGAGAACCCGGACCCUGCUGAUGGCUUUGUCCUCAUCCCAGACCUCAAGUGGAACCAGCAGCAGCUUGAUGACCUGUACUUGAUUGCCAUCUGCCAUCGCCGGGGUAUCAGAUCACUUCGCGACCUCACCCCAGAGCACCUGCCGCUACUGAGGAACAUUCUCCGGGAAGGACAAGAAGCCAUCCUGAAGCGCUACCAGGUGACAGGAGACCGCCUGCGCGUGUACCUGCACUACCUGCCUUCUUACUACCACCUGCAUGUGCACUUCACUGCCCUGGGCUUCGAGGCUCCCGGCUCAGGUGUGGAGCGGGCACACCUGCUGGCUGAAGUGAUCGAGAACCUGGAGUGUGACCCCAAGCACUAUCAACAGCGCACUCUUACUUUUGCGCUUAGGACUGAUGAUCCCCUGCUUCCGCUCCUGCAAGGAAGCCCAGCAACUUCCACUGAGAGUGCCUGAAGAGAGGGGAACUACUGGACCGGGGCUUGGGUAGUGUGGGCUGGGUUUUAUCUCUGAGGGAUUUCCCUAAAAUGUAUUUUGUAGUUUCUUGGCCUUUCAGCAAAGGUCAAGUGUAAGGUGUAUUUUGUACUGUUUUAUUUCUCACAGGAGAAUAAAGUACUUUCUUACUGA